UAUUUAGAAAAAAUGGUUUUAAUUAACAAAAAUAUAUUUUAUCUAUUCUUAAAAGUAUGGUUUUAUGUCGUCAAUUAUUUUCUAAGUGCUAGAAAAGUAAAAAAAUCUGGUACUGCUGCUGUCUACAAAAUUUGUUUUCGCAAAGAAGUAUCACGGGAGUUACCAUCUGUCAGUGACUUUUAUGGUCUGUUUGAAGGAUAUUUCCAUUCAAGCAUCAUUCUUUCUGAUAGCAUUUCAUUAUACACUAUUACUGAAAGUACAGCAGUAUUUGUUGACUGUGGCGCUUUGGAUGUUUUUUGUUCAAAGUAUGGUGCAUUUGUUUACAAUACACAAUUAGUGCAUGCUAAGAGGUUUAUUGUUCUUUCUACAAAAUCUUUUCACAAAAUUGCAGCAGAAAUAUCUUUACCUAAAGUUCCUAUUGUUCACCUGGCCAAUCAUGGUCGCUGUGGUUCUACUUUAUUGGCACAGAUAUUUGAAAACAUCCCAAAUGCUUUAUCUAUAUCUGAAACCUAUAGCUUCUCAGAUUUGGCUGAAUUUUCACGCAAAGGUCAAGUUGAUUUUCAUACUCUAAAACAACUAUGUUUCAGUACAUUGAUGUGUACUUUUAAACAUGCCAACUCUCGACAGUCUCAGUUAAUUUUUUUAAAAUGCCAAAAUGUAGCUGUGUAUAUCACUGAGUUAAUGAGUAUUUGUGCUCCAAGUAUUAAGAGUAUAUACAUGUAUAGAAACCCAAUAUCAUUUGUUAGAUCUUGCGAAAAGCUGUAUGCUAUUAGUAACCGGAAACAUGUGCCUGUAUUAAGAACUAAAAUAUAUAGUGGCAUUGGUAAGCAUUCAAUUUUACAAAGUUUUCCUACUUAUUCUGACUCGUUUCUAGAAAGUUUAACCGUUUUUUCAAGCUUUGGCUUUAACUGGAUAACAGGUGCAGCAGCAUUUAAAAAAUUAAGGAACAAGAUUGAAAUAAAAUCAAUAUCGUACGAAGAUUUACUAACAAAUGCAGAUAAUAUUGUUUUGAAGCUCUUCGAUUAUGCUGGUAUUCCAAAGGAUGUUUUGCCAGAUAUAAGUUCUAUUUUAAAAAAUGAUUCUCAGGUUGGCACAGCAUUUUCUAGUCGCAAUAUAAGUAAAAAAUUUUUACAAAAGGCUUGCACCCCUAUAACAGAAGAGUUAAAAAAAGAAGUCAAUAGUCUAUGCAGUGAUUUUGAUGUACCUUAUUUUUGGAAUUUUGAUGCACUUCCUGAUAAGUUGUGAGUUUGAGUUACUAUUAACUUUUAAGGUUUUUUUUUUUUAAUUAU
Hydra vulgaris (swiftwater hydra) is the source of this 1289-nucleotide messenger RNA. The record is from RefSeq and is a predicted model, not a curated record. NCBI's taxonomy places the organism in Eukaryota, Metazoa, Cnidaria, Hydrozoa, Anthoathecata, Hydridae.